This is a messenger RNA of Tachysurus vachellii, 309 nucleotides long. Its product is annotated as histone H4-like. Gene Ontology annotation, molecular function: DNA binding; protein heterodimerization activity; structural constituent of chromatin. The coding region runs from base 1 to 309 and encodes 102 amino acids. Lineage: Eukaryota; Metazoa; Chordata; Actinopteri; Siluriformes; Bagridae. The record is from RefSeq and is a predicted model, not a curated record. Gene Ontology annotation, biological process: nucleosome assembly. The transcript is spliced from 2 exons.
AUGGCUUCCAGUGGCACUGGCGGUAAGGGACUCGGCAAAGGGGGCACAAAGCGUCAUCGUAAGGUCCUUCGCGAUAACAUCCAGGGAAUCACCAAGCCAGCUAUUCGCCGUCUGGCUCACCGUGGCAGUGUUAAGCGUAUUUCCGGCCUGAUCUACGAAGAGACUCAUUGUGUGCUGAAAGUCUUCUUGGAGAACGUCAUCCGCGACGCCGUCACCUACACCGAGCACGGCAAAAAGACCCUCACCGCCAUUUAUGUGGUGUAUGCUCUGAAACGCAAGGGGCGCACUCUGUACGGCUUCGGCGGAUAA